ACUCUCCGGCUGGUGAAUUGUUAUAAUCAUUAAUCAGAAAUAUAUUAUAGUAGGGACCAAAGUAGCUGAAUGGCUGCGUUUUUUUUUUAUGAUGGUGUUUCCUCCCUGCACCAUAUUGUAGUGAAUAAAAAUCCCUCUUUGUCGCGGAGCAGAAUCAUUUCGCCUAUCCCCACUCACCCCUUCAAUUUCCUUGCCUUGUUCAAUUCAAUUUGGACUCAGCUAUUGAUUAUGGAUAUUGGGAAAUUCAAAUUAUGCUGUAUGAUAUUUCGCAUUUGAGAGAGAAGCAGGCGAUGAAGUAUUUACAGGAUCUCAUAGUUUAUUAUCUUUUGAAAUUCUCAAUUCCCUUAUGGGAUACUUUGAUUGCUGGUGCUUUUGUACUUGUAACCUUGUCUUCGUCUUUCUACCUCUUGUUCGAGCAUCUUUCCGCGUACAGGAAUCCUGAGGAGCAGAAGUUUUUGAUCGGGGUUAUCCUUAUGGUUCCUUGCUAUGCUGUAGAAUCGUUUGUUUCAUUGCUGGAUCCGUCGAUUAGUGUUGAGAUCGAAAUACUGCGGGAUUGCUAUGAAUCAUUUGCUAUGUAUUGCUUUGGAAGAUACCUUGUUGCUUGCUUAGGUGGGGAAGAAAGAACUAUUGAGUUUUUGGAAAGAGAAGGUCGCUCGAGUUCUAAGGCACCCCUUUUAGAACAUAAUCAUGAAAGGGGAAUUAUAAAACACCCUUUUCCAAUGAAUUAUAUCUUUAAACCAUGGAAGCUCGGUCAGUGGUUUUACCAAGUUGUAAAGUUCGGUAUUGUUCAAUAUAUGUUAAUAAAGUCUUUGACGGCAGUUUUAGCGGUACUUCUUGAAGCCUUUGGUGUAUAUUGUGAAGGAGAUUUUAAAUUGAGAUGCGGGUAUCCUUACAUGGCGGUGGUUCUAAAUUUCAGUCAAUCUUGGGCUUUGUACUGUUUGGUGCAAUUUUACGCUGCCACAAAGGAUGAACUGGCUCACAUAAAACCUUUAUACAAGUUCCUGACGUUCAAAUCGAUUGUAUUUUUGACUUGGUGGCAAGGAGUAGCAAUUGCUCUUCUCUACUCUCUUGGUUUAUUCAAAAGUCCUAUAGCUCAAGGCUUGCAAUUUAAGUCAAGUAUCCAAGACUUCAUCAUUUGUAUAGAGGUUCUUUCAUGGACAAGUCAAGAUUUUAUCACAAGAUAUAUGCGAAAGUUAUGUAAUUCCAACUUGAGUGUUGGAAUUCUUAUGACAGAGCAAACGCAAGAUUUUGUUUUUCAAUAAAACAUCCAUCCAUGUUCAUGUGCCUUCUAUUAUUUGUGGAUGGUAUAGGAGAAAAGUAAGCAUUCUGGGAACUGGAAAUGCUUGUCUAGUUGCUUCUCUAGAGAGGAAACUAUGGCAUGUUGCUGAUUGAUGAGCUUUAGGGCAAGGGUCAAGUAAAAAGUAAAUUGGCAGUGUUCUGCAAUUUAGGGCCAGUGCAGCCUGUCUCAAGUUGUUGAAAUAAGGGGAUGCAGUGAGGAGAGGAGCAGAUAAUGGUCGUAGAUAUUACAGUUCAGAAGGAGGGUGGUAAAGAGUUGGAUGCAGUGCGCUUGGGCUUUAGCUUAAGUGGUGAAGGGCAGAGGAAGAGUUUGAAUAAAAUAGACUUGAGCCUAAUCUUAUCAAUCAAGAAAAGGGACAAAAUAAAAAGCGUUCAAGUGGAUGUACUGUUUGGUUGCUCAUGUAGCAUGUCUAGGAUGUCAUUUCUCAAGGACUUACCAUUCUGAAAUGCUGGACACAUCACCUUUGCAUUAUUUGGCGCUGCCAGACUGAUAAUUUCUGUUACAUGGCUGUUUAAACUUGCUUAUAGAAUGUUUUAUGGGGCAAUUCAUUUUGUUUUGUUGUUCUGGGGAUUUCUGCCUUGUCAUUUGCUUUAGAACUACUUGAAAAAAAUAUGUUAUUCUACUAGCAUGGGUGUUCUGCAGUAGGUUUAGCGAUGGAAUAGACAGAGGCAUCUGAUACAAAGUUACAGUGAUUAUCCACCGAGACAUGCUGGUGAACCUUGCCAUUUGCCCUCCUGUUUAAUGGUUAUGGUGUAAACAAAGUUAUGAACUAUGGUUGGUCCUGUGUCUUUCACUGCAAUGUGCUACAUGUGUUAGUGGUUAAAUUUGAUAGGUGAUGUUUUCUUGUAGCUAUUGUUACAAUAUUCCUGGGGAGUGCAACAGUCAUCAAUGUCUAGAUCUCUUCAAUAAAGUUUAUAAUUGCUUUUUUUAUCUCAUUCAAAAUA
Molecule: messenger RNA, 2241 nt
Organism: Populus euphratica (Euphrates poplar)
Lineage: Eukaryota; Viridiplantae; Streptophyta; Magnoliopsida; Malpighiales; Salicaceae
Product: transmembrane protein 184 homolog DDB_G0279555-like
Exons: 8
Coding region: 252-1262 (336 amino acids)
Source: RefSeq, a predicted model, not a curated record